CGAGGUCAUAUUUUCCGGAAGCUGGCCCCGGCAGUCGGACCGGGUCUCGCUGCCGUGCUGCCCAACCUACGCAGUUUCUACUGGGAAUUCGGAGAGGUAGACGACACGUCCAUCAAUGUGGAAAGCAGGGCCUCCUUCGCGAAGAUGCUCGAGCAGACGAGGCUUGACAAAUGCUCUGCGGCAGAAAUCACAUUCCAUCCAGACCCUCCAGCAGACCACCGCGUGGCUGAACCUUCGCGUAUACCCACAGGCGCACUCUACGAUCCACUCAGCGCAUCUCUGCGUCUCUUUUUGCAGACCCUGACUUCCCUUGUUCUAGACGGCUUUGUCGACUCGACUCUGUUCUGGCCUUCAAGCCUCGAGACAAGCUCCAUGCCCAGCUGGCCGGCCCUCAGGAAACUGAUGGUCUUGUUCAACAUGGCCGCUCCGUCUGGCGAGUGGUACUUUGACGGCACACCAGGCGAGAUCGAGGAGCAAUUCCGCCACCAUGCAGAUGCAAGGACCCUGGGUCCGUUCGUCACGGCUUUCGCAAGGGCAGUCCAAAACAUGCCGGUCCUCGAACACUUCCUAAUCGAAACGGAGCUGGGCUACGAUACAGGCUACUGGGACAUCUCGUACCACGCGCCAGGCAUACAAGCCGACGGCGACGAAAACGACGACGAUGCCAAGUUACGCCGCGUCUACUAUUCCGUGGGAGAAACAUGGAGGCCAGAUGCCUUUGUCGCAGAAGCUUUUCGAGGCCUCGGCCGGGAUACCCAUGGGCCGGCGCUGAUUGAAAGGUUCCAAGGGCUCAGGACGUGGGCGCUGGAGUCGCCUUGGAGCUGGUUCUAA
Molecule: messenger RNA, 831 nt
Organism: Exserohilum turcica Et28A
Lineage: Eukaryota; Fungi; Ascomycota; Dothideomycetes; Pleosporales; Pleosporaceae
Exons: 1
Source: RefSeq, a predicted model, not a curated record